AGCUGCCCAGAGCCUGGGGAAGGAGAGUCUGUGCCGGAGGUGACUGGAGCCGCGGCGACGGCGGCGGUGGCGGCAGCAGGAGUAGCAGUGGCGGCGCUCUCAGCCGCAACAGCUGAGACUCUGGCCCGGGCCAGAGCGGCGCGGCAGACAAUAACCGGGCUGGGAGCAGGACCCGGCCGGAUCCCACUGUGAUGCUUCCAGACUGAUGAUGUUAUAACAGCACCUGGAAGCCUAAGACUGCAUUUCCAGCUAAACAUACCUGAAUUGUCCACAUCACCAUGGAGACCCGGAAAGAUGAAGCUGCUCAGACCAAGAGAGCAGCAUCCUCUGGAGAUAUCCAGGAACAGGAAGCAGAGAAAGGAGCCAAGAACAAGGCAGCUGAAGCAGCAGAAGGGCCAACCUCAGAGCCACCCUCAUCUGGCCCAGGUAGGCUGAAGAAAACUGCCAUGAAACUUUUUGGUGGCAAGAAGGGAAUCUGUACUCUGCCUAGUUUCUUUGGAGGGGGACGAAACAAAGGUUUUGGGAAAAGCAGCUCCAAGAAGGGUCUAAGCAAGAGCAAGACCCAUGAUGGCCUGAGUGAAGCAGACCGUGGCCCUGAAGACAUUGUCAGCGAAGGAACUGGCAUCUCCUUACCUUUGCCUGAGUCACCCUGCCGAGUUCCCAGCUCCCAGAGUGCCCAUGGGGCUUUGGAGACAGGCUCCAGACAGAAGACCCCUGUGACUGGAACCAUUGAAAAAACAGGGGCUGAGAGGGUUCCCUCUGUGCCCAAGCCAAAGAAAGGCCUAAAAGGCUUUUUUAGUAGUAUCCGCCGUCAUCGAAAGAGCAAGGUUGCUGGGGGUGAACAAAGUGAGCCAGGAGCCAAGGAACCUGAACGGGCCAGAGCAAUGUCUCAUGAAUAUGUAAGCUCAGCCCCUCUGCCCUUCUCUGAGGAGACUGCCCAACACCUUAGAAAGGAUAAUGCCAAACCUCAUGAUACCCCUGGGGCAAUAAUUUCUCUAGCACCAGAGUCUUCUUCACCAAAUACUGAGAAUACAGCCUGUAAAAAUCCAGAAAAACCCAGUACUGGGAUCUGUGCCUCAGUACUCUUGCAGCCUAAGCCAGACCCUGAAGCCAGUAACAUAGACGAACACCACAGCCCGGAAACAGGGGAAAAGAUGGUGGCAGGAGAAGUAAAUCCACCCAAUGGCCCUGUGGGAGAUCAGCUGAGCCUCUUGUUUGGAGAUGUUACAUCCCUGAAAAGCUUUGACUCACUGACAGGUUGUGGUGAUAUUAUAGCAGAACAGGACAUGGAUAGUAUGACAGAUAGCAUGGCCUCUGGGGGCCAGAGGGCCAACCGAGAUGGUACCAAACGAAGUUCCUGCCUGGUGACUUACCAAGGAGGUGGGGAGGAGAUGGCCUUGCCAGAUGAUGAUGAUGAGGAAGAGGAGGAGGAUGAGGAGGUGGAAUUAGAGGAGGAAGAAGAGGAGGUCAAGGAAGAGGAAGAAGAUGACUUAGAAUAUCUGUGGGCAAGUGCCCAAAUGUACCCAAGGCCUAAUCUGAACCUAAGCUACCAUCCCACUACAUCUCCAGGCCACCAGGGCUAUGUGCUCCUUGACCCAGCUCGGUCUUAUCCUGGCCUAGGCCCUGGAGAACUUUUGACUCCUCAGAGUGACCAGCAAGAGUCUGCCCCCAAUAGUGAUGAAGGUUAUUAUGACUCCACCACUCCUGGAUUUGAGGAUGAUUCGGGUGAGACCCUAGGGCUUAUCCGCAGGGAUUGCCUCCCCAGAGACAGCUAUAGUGGAGAUGCACUAUAUGAAUUCUAUGAGCCAGAUGACAGUCUUGAAAACUCCCCACCUGGAGAUGACUGUCUUUAUGACCUCCAUGGUCGCAGCUCUGAGAUAUUUGACCCCUUCUUGAACUUUGAGCCCUUUUCUUCCCCCCGGCCACCUGGGGCAAUGGAGACAGAAGAAGAACGGCUAGUGACCAUCCAGAAGCAGUUGUUGUAUUGGGAACUUCGUCGGGAGCAGCUUGAGGCCCGAGAGGCACGUGCUCGAGAGGCUCAUGCAAGGGAGGCUCAUACCAGGGAAUCCUAUACCCGAGAGCCUCAUGCCAGGGAGGCCUAUGUCCAAGAGGCCCACAGUCGGGAAGCUCAUGUCAGGGAAGCCAGAACCCGAGAAGCUCAGGCCCGAGAGGUACGUGUUAGAGAGGCUCAGGUGCGAGAGACCAAGGCUCGGCAGGAGAAGCCCAUCUUGGAGUAUCAGAUGAGGCCUUUAGGCCCAUCAGUGAUGGGUCUGGUAGCAGGGGCAUCAGGAACCUCUCAGAAUUCCCACCGGGGAACCACCUCAGCUUUCCCUACCACUGCAAGCAGUGAGCCAGACUGGAGGGAUUUCCGUCCUCUGGAGAAGCGUUUUGAGGGAACCUGUUCUAAGAAAGAUCAAAGUACUUGUCUAAUGCAGCUCUUCCAGAGUGAUGCCAUGUUUGAACCAGAUAUGAAAGAAGCAAAUUUUGGAGGAUCUCCAAGGAGGGCCUACCCUACUUACUCACCUCCUGAGGAGCCAGAGGAAGAAGAGGUUGAGAAGGAAGGAAAUGCCACUGUAAGCUUCUCUCAGGCUCUGGUAGAGUUCACCAGCAAUGGAAACCUUUUCUCCAGUAUGUCCUGCAGCUCUGACUCUGACUCGUCCUUCACUCAAAACCUCCCUGAGCUGCCCCCCAUGGUGACCUUUGACAUCGCUGAUGUAGAACGAGAAGGGGAAGGCAAGUGUGAAGAGAAUCCUGAGUUCCACAAUGAUGAAGACCUUGCAGCCUCCUUGGAAGCUUUUGAACUGGGCUACUACCACAAGCAUGCCUUCAACAACUACCGAAGUAGAUUCUACCAAGGUCUGCCCUGGGGUGUAAGCAGCCUCCCUCGAUAUUUGGGACUACCUGGGAUGCACCCUCGCCCUCCACCUGCUGCCAUAGCACUCAACAGGAGGAGCCGCUCCCUUGACACUGCAGAGACCUUGGAACUAGAGCUCUCCAAUUCUCAUUUGGCCCAGGGCUACCUGGAAUCUGAUGAGCUUCAGGCCCAGCAGGAAGAUUCAGAUGAAGAUGAAGAGGACGAAGAAGGAGAAUGGGGCAGAGACAGUCCCCUGUCCCUCUAUACUGAACCCCCAGGGGCCUAUGACUGGCCUGCCUGGGCUCCCUGUCCUCUACCAGUGGGACCAGGCCCUGCCUGGAUGAGCCCCAGCCAGUUGGAUGGGUCUUCCAGCCAGUCUCCAUAUGGGCAGGCAACCUGUUGUGUACCUCCUGUGGCCAUUUCAAUGUCAUCAGGGCUAGGGCCAGAGCCAGAGCCAAGAGCACCCGGGGAACCUGGGCCUCAGCUAGCUCGGCCUUCACACUUACCUCUGCCCAUGGGCCCUUGCUAUAAUCUCCAGCCACAAAACUCCCACAGUGUGAGGGCCAGGCCUCGAGAUGUGCUGCUGCCUGCUAAUGAGCCCAGUUGCUCCUCCAAUUCUGGAGGUUUCAUUCCCAGCUCUCUGCCCCAGACCAAGCCUGUGGGCAUCACCCAUGGCAUUCCUCAGCUUCCUAGGGCUCGACCUGAGCCCUCCCAGCCUCAGCCCAGUCUCUACGGAGCUUCUAGCCUUGAUCUGUCAAAGGAGAGGUCCAAGCAAGGUGCCUCUUUACCCACCAGCUGUUCAUCCACUGCCGUGAAUGGAAAUUUAGCCAAGUAGUCAUCAUCAUUUCUGGAGUAGGGGCAUGGGGCCUGAGCAUGUGAAUGGGGAUCAGGGGUUGGGCAGAAGGGUGGGGGUGGGGGUUGCUGUUUAACUUGAAAAUCCUUUUGGCCAAGGAAAACUCCCUGAGUUUCACCUUUUUUCCCCCCUUCCUUCUCUGCCAUCUAUGGCCACAUUCAGCUGAAGUACAUCUGCCCAGGGAGGCUGCUGCUUCUGCGCUCCAGUUUCUGCUUUUGGGGUUCCUUCUUGUGACCCACACAGAUUUUGGGAUGCUAUAAUUUUGUGCCUAUUCCAGUUGCCAAGUUUGUGAUCAUAUAUAUAUAUAUAUAUAUAUAUAUAUAUAUAUAUAUAUAUAUAAAUGAUGCAUCCUCAAUGCAGGCUAUACCCUUAGCAUCCCCCUAUUCUCUCCCCUUAGUAAUUAAUGAGCCACUGAUGAGUAGCCAAGUCUGUACUGCUUCUCAUGCAGAGACAGGGAUUGGGGAGGGCUUGUUUGCUGAUAGCAAUGUGAAGUUAUGGUACAGAUCCUCCCUACCCCAUUUCCUUUCAGCCUUGGCAUAGCUGCCACCAUUACAUCAAAUGACUAUAAGCUAUUUGUCCCAGCUAGCUGUCCUUAGAGAGGAUCAAGUAGCAUGUGUCUCACUGCAUAUUGCUGUGGACUUUGGCAUCAUGAUCAGAUGGUGGCCUUUUAACUUGGCCUGCCAUAAUUUGAAGAAAAACACUAAAACCUGUAAGGGACUGACUAAUUUUCCCACAUGUGAGCAGAGGACAAAGCAAAGUUCUUUCAUGGACACUGCCAUAGAGUCUUGAGCUCUGGAAUAAUAGCAGUUUUUUUUUCUUCUCUUGAGCCUGUGACUGCUUGAGUUGCAGACACUUUUGAAUUUUCAUUUUAUCUUCUAAAGGAAGUUUUUGUAAUCUCAUUGCAAGGAACAUGGUCUUUUAAUUGAGAUAAGGGAAGAGAAGCAACCUAUAUUAGGCUUGGCUGUAGGGCUUGGGGUUUUGUGGGAUGCAGGAGAAAGAGAGAGAGAGAGAGAGAGAGAGAAAAAGAAAUCCAUUUGUCCUAGCCAGCAAGGAAUUAAACUUCAGACUGUGGAGCUUGAAGCAACUAUGCUUUUUUAGCAGGGAAAACUACUUCCCACUUUUCUCCCCAAACCAAAACGUUCUUUAAGCCUUGCCUACCCCUUUGUUUGGAUGCUGUAAAGAGGCCCCAGGCUUGCACUCCCAAGACAGGAUACCAAAGGCAUCUCAGCUGCUGUUCCAGGCUCUGAAGAGCUUUCAUCUUCAAAUUAGCCAAGUCCUUAGCAUCAUCAAAGGAGCAGGCUUCUUGAGAGGAAAGACUGACAUGCCCUCACUCUGCAAGCUGCAGGACUCUGAUUUGCCUGGCAUUUGCAGCCCUUUAUGAAAUGAGCGGCAUCCUCCCAUUUCCUGCGCCCAUGCAAUUUUUAUAUUAAACUAGGUUGGAAAUACUGCUGGCGAAGAACUUCUGUUAAGAAGGGAUUGCAAUAGGCUUAUCUUGUGAGGCUCAAUCUCUCUUAAUCAGCUAUAAGAGGGGUUCUCUAAAAUUCUUUAUUGGAAAUGGCAUAUGGAGUAUGUUUUUGCCUGGAUAUGGUGACCCAAAUUAUGAUUCUUACCUCUUCUGCCCCUCACCCCACCACAUCCCCCAGCCAUCUUCAUGCCUGGAAAGAGAAGUCAACAGGGCUUGAGCCAUUCUUAAGAUAUGGCAAUUUAGCUUGGGAACAAAUGCUGUUGACCCCCUGAGUCAAGGUGACUUUGUGGGCAAAUUGUUCCUUAGUCAGGGGUUGUAUCCAGGCUGGUCUUUGCGACCAUUUCUGAUUGGGGUUGGCCCCAUGUCCCUCCCAAAACAGGCAUACCUGCUGCUAAAAGCUACACCUGGAAGUACCACAAGUGUUUGCAUGGCACCAACACCACCUCUCAAGAGACCCAGACCAGCUCUCCACUCUAAUUUUGGCUACAUUAUGAAGAAGUGUAUCUGCCAUGGAGCUGGAGAAUGAAAGAGGGUGAGGAAGACCCUCACCCCAAGCACAGCAUUCUAAGAAAGAAGUGCCCAGAUUUUCACCAUCAGGCCUCUUAGCAAAGCUGCUCUGAAAGGGUAAGGAUGAAAUUGGCCUGGCUGUUUGGCAGGAAGUUAACACUCACCAAAUGCCUUUACGACAGGAGAAAACCCACCUCUUGCCUCAUCCUUCAGGGCAGCUUGAGCUCCUGUCUGCAUAUGGACUGUGCCAGCCGCAGCAGGCAGUAGAGCUAUCAUCAGCGUCCAUAGCACGCUGGAAAAGAGCCACCAGCCUAAUCUGGGGAGAGGAAAAGGAUGUGGCCAGCCUUUGGCCAAGGGCUGAGAGCUGCCCUCAGGUUUGGGAGUGCAGCAGGAUGUGCUACCUUUAAGGGGAAUUGCCAUAGCCCUGACACACUUUGCUGGGCUUUAGAAGGUCAUGCACCACAGAAUAGUACCUGGAGCUGAGUAAGGAAUUCAUGGUUUAAGACGGUGUUGUGUGCCUGCAAGUCCCUUCACUGCCCCGGCUAGCCCUGGGACAAAAUCCUCACCACCAAAAGUGGGGCAGUCAGGAUACAUGGCUGCAGAAGCAGGCCCCUUUGAGUUGAUGGAGCUGAGGAGUUCAUGGCUAAGUGUAAGGUGCAACCUUGAGGAGGAAGGAGGACUUCGCUAGGGUUUUGGGUGAUGGCAGCUCAGGUUGACAAUGGGAAAACCAACCAAGUUCUUGGCCUCUCCCCAAACACAGGCUAGUGCUUGCUUGGCUCGCACCAAAUAUGCACCAGAUAUCAUGUCCACACCUCCUAUGCUAUGACCAGAUGAACACCAUUUCUCCAUUGCAGGAUCCUGGGAUAAUACUUUAGGAUGUGACUUCAAAGGAAGAUGUGACUAGAGAAGGGGUAGCCACCCUCAUCUUGCUACCCAGUAGGCCUGUCUACUGUCAGAUAGUUCUGAUCCUGAGAAUCCCAAAUGAAACUGGUCCCUGGGGGAUCAAUGAAUGUGGAUAGGGAAGGCCAUCUAGCAGGCCUCUCCCAGGGCCAGGAUACCAAUUUCUUGGUGCUUUAGAGUCUCCAAGGAAGUACUGCCUUGGUGCCUAGUUAGAGCCAGCCCUGCCCAUCUGGCUUUAACUUAGGUACCAAUGCCACAAGCCUCCCAGGAUAAAGGCUUCAGUAAACACCAGUCUUUCUCACUCCCUCAGUGCUGUAUCAAGGAGGGAAGUAGCUUUCCACACUCAGAAGGCUGGUUGUGUGCUCUCAUCCUACUGCCAAUGGCUUUUCCACCUGUGCCACCACCCCACCUGCCCUCGGCCCCCAGGCCCAGUUGCUAGAGGGAGGCGUGGGGAGGUUAGCUGGGAGACUUUAAAUUUACCCAUAUGUAUGUUGCAUCCAAUUGUUUUUAAUAUAUAUAUAUCAAAAGUCAAUUAUCUAUUUUUGUAUUGUUUGCAUUUUAUAUUCAUGGAAAACAAUGUUUAUCAAUUGUUCUUUUCUGAUAUAUUUUAUUUUUAAGCGGUGCUGUUUACAGUUUUAAACAAAACAAAGAUGACACAAAAAUCGCUGCUGCUUGUGCAGAGGGCUGGCAUCUCAACUGCCUAUGGCCCUCCCUCUCUCCUUUUUCCCCACCCUUGCUGUAUCACACUGUUCGUUCCCUCCCCUCAUGAUAAGGACAAUGAAAGAUGUCCAGGUAUCUAAGAAAAAUGCCAGGUGAAUCAGGUGUGUGGAACCUGGUAGACAGUGUGUUGUUUUCUGGCUCUAUGUUUUUCUUUUUGACCCUUUCUCCCCCAUAUGUAGACCUGAGAGUACUCAUGUCUCUUGUUUUUACUUUUUUUUCCCCUACUUAUGUUUUGUGCUUCUGUUUUGAAACCAGAGUGCCCAUGUUGUGCUAUUUGUCAUAUCGAGUUUCUCCAAAGGAGCAUUUUGGGAACAUUCUCCAUCCAGUAGGGAAGACAAGGAGUUUAAACCAAACCUUCUUUCCUCAAGAAACUGGGGGAGACAAAUGGCAAUGAUGUGACACCAUCAGGAAUUAAUCAUCUCGUUGAGGAAACCCUUGCAUGGGACUUUCUAGAAGCUCAGUAGAUUGUGACAUUUGCCCAAAAGAGACUCUGGGGAACUUCUUUACCCUUCUUGCUGCUUUGGGGGAAUCUCUCCUCCUACCAUUCCCCUCCCCCACCCUGCUCCAACUCACAUGUGGAUGGUACUUUGAGGACCAGUGACUGUCAGGGUGAUGGCUUGCUGGCCUGAUCCCCCACUUUUCCAUCCUAGAGUCACUAAAGUAGAAAAUCCACAUGGCAUGUAUAUGUGUGAGGGUUGGGUCUAUUAAUAGGCGGGUCUUUAAUUAUUAUUCUUGUUACUAUUGGUGCUUACUUUCCCUGCUGUAUACGGGGGUGGGUGGGGGGUCAGAAUACAGGAAUGUAUAUUUAGGUCAUGUUAAAUAAAAUGACUGGGGGAAGGAGGGAAGAAAUUAGGAACUGCAGUAUGUCCUCACCCCAGGUAUAAGAGUUCUUUCUCUCCCAGUACAUAAUGGGAAGUGUGUGCCUGAAUGGCUCCUUCCCCAUCUCUGAGGCAUCACAGAAUAACCUGAGCUGUGACCACUCCUAGCUCUCCUUGACAUCUGGAUAUCUUGAAGCACUGCCUGUAUGUUACGACAUAUAUUUCUUUUGCUGAAUGCUAAUAAAAUUCUGGGUUCAGGAGGGACCCCCAGUCACUGAAA
Molecule: messenger RNA, 8397 nt
Organism: Ictidomys tridecemlineatus (thirteen-lined ground squirrel)
Lineage: Eukaryota; Metazoa; Chordata; Mammalia; Rodentia; Sciuridae
Gene: Amer1
Product: APC membrane recruitment protein 1
Biological process (GO): regulation of canonical Wnt signaling pathway
Cellular component (GO): plasma membrane
Molecular function (GO): beta-catenin binding; phosphatidylinositol-4,5-bisphosphate binding
Source: RefSeq, a predicted model, not a curated record